Amyelois transitella is the source of this 2232-nucleotide messenger RNA. RefSeq lists its product as uncharacterized. The record is from RefSeq and is a predicted model, not a curated record. Bases 1 to 744 code for a protein of 247 amino acids. The transcript is spliced from 4 exons. NCBI's taxonomy places the organism in Eukaryota, Metazoa, Arthropoda, Insecta, Lepidoptera, Pyralidae.
AUGGAUUGUGGAGAUGGUUCCAACGGCGCUGUGCUGGCCAAAACCAUGACCUUCGCGCGUUCUAAAGUGCCUUUAUUCGGCGCUGUCAUCGACUAUAUGCAAAUCAGUAUGAAUUACCUCAGAAUGCACACUUUCGCCCAAGCUGAUCAACUUCAGGCGAAAGCGUCAAAAGCUACUCUGUCAGCCACCUUCAUGGCCGCAGUCUGUUUGUUGCUAGGCUUGACUUGCAACGUGAAAUUAGAGGUGGUGAUGUUUGACGAAGAGCCUUUGCCAAAUGAUCUGCAUAUAAUGCUGAUGAGUAAGGAGGACAAGCUGUACAUUGAUGACAUCGAUGUGACUAGAGUAAUGUGGUGUAUUGAAGCAUCAGACGCUCUCGUCAUGAUAAUCAGCUGCCUGCUAAUUUGGAAUUCUGCAAAUGUGCGCACGCCACUGAGCGAGUACCUAUUCCUGCCGUGGCUGGGUGCCACCCUCCGAGGACUCUUCCUGAGGCAAGCGCCAACAGCUGGCGCUCUUCUCUACACCAUGGCGGUCAUCAAUGGCAACGUGAACCCCUUGUUUUUAACUGCCUUCUCGUUCCUUUUCUUGCUGGAAGCGCGUCUUUGGCUGGAGAUCGCUCGUAUCAACAGGUCCCGUUGGGAACGCCGGGACCACGUCAGAGACGCCAGGAACUCUGAGUAUGAAGUAGAGACCCUCUGGAGCAAUGAAGAUGUGCAGAGUGUGGAAGUGAGGAAUUAUGUCUAUUAACAUGAUUUGUUGUCAAUAGAAAAUUUGAUGUGAUGCAGUUGUAUUUUUGUUUAAAUUGUCAUCAGUGUUGAAAUUGUGAUGUGAAGUUAAAUAAAAUGUAUUUUUUGAUGUCUCUCAAUGUCUAUUGCAUUAGAUUGGAUGAAACCCACGGAAUUUUUGUAAUAAAACCCUAUUAAAUAAGAAAGUACUUAAUUUAGUAUUUUUGUGUUUCAUCCAACUAGUAAUCAAUUUUGGUAACAUUUUGCCACAGUUUUAGUUUCUUUAUUAUAUUUUUGUUCAACAUAUGUCCUUGUAAAUAAAAUUGAAAACUAUAUUAAAAUGUCACCAAAAAUGUCAAUUUCAGUAAGUUCUGUGUUUGGAUUAUCAUUAAUGUGUACUAAACUAGAUAAUAUUAAUAAUUCUGUGAUAGAUAAUAUUUCAUUCUUUUCUGACAUUAGCUCUUAUUUUACUAAUAUUGAUUUGUUUUUGUUGUCCAACAAUCUGUCACUAUUUAAAUCUUAAUUCCACCACAUAAAGCCAUAGAGCUGAACGUAGCCUUUUAGUCUUAUGAAGACUGUUGGAUCUGUCUACCACGUAAGGGAUAGUGACCUGUUAUAUGUAUGUAUGUAGCGCCCUUUAGCUUGUAAAGAAAUAAAAAUUAAACUGGAGCUAAGUCCCGGGCAAAGCUAUAAAUUAGUAGUUGUGUAUUACCUACUGAUAAAAUAUUUUUUAACGACGACUGAAGUUCUAUAAUGUCAAAUAUAUUUCAAGACAGAUUUUCUGUGAAAAGAUUUGACAAAACUAUAUCGGGCGUCGUCCGCCUCUUUUUUUGUCUUUCAUAACAUUGUGCAAUUCCUUAUUUAUGCCUAUAAUAAAUACUCAAUGCUAUAAUAUGAAGAUAUAGAUAUGACCUACGUCAAGUUAGGUAAGUCCAAUAACUGUUGCCCGCGAUUUCUUUCCCCGUAAAAAACUUAUCACUGACAAUGAUCAGACCCCAUGUAAUUGUCCAGUGGAUUUCUAAGUUACGUAGGUAUUAUUUUCAUUUUGGCUUAUUGAAUUUUGUGUGUAGGUAUUCUUGGGUGGUCAAACUAUACAUUUUUAUAUUUUAGAGGGAAGCCUCCACUUAUAUUCUAAAGAAAAAAAGGUAGAGGAAGGAUUUGAACCUGUUGUGGUUCCAUGCGUCUCACAUGCAUUUUAAUAUACAUAUAAGUUAAUUGCCAAUUUUUUUACAUUACUUAUAAAGAAAUUAAAUAAUAAUGUUAAUAAUAAGUUUCUUACUACAACAAGAUACAUACUAUAUCUUAUUUGAAUAAUUUAUAAUUUAACAACAGCUUUUCCAGUAUUCUCUCCACUAAGCAUGGCAAUAAAAGCUUCAAACACCUUGUCAAACCCCUCUGUUACGUGUUCUGGUGUCUUCAGCUCACCACUCUUUAUCAACUUGACCAGCUCCACAAACGCCCCGUGCCAGCUGUCGUACCUGUCCCAGAUUUUAAAUCCUUCCAGUUUCAA